UAAAUGCAAUCUAAGCAAUAACAUUAAAUUGCAUACCAUUUGCUAGUGAGUCCAUAAUUUGUUUGAGAUUUUAAGUUCCUAGUUAGAACAAAUAAAAUGGCUAUUGCUCGCUUAGCAUUCCUUGCAAUUUCCAUGGUUUUGAUUUCUUCAGUUGCCAUAGCAACUGAUCAUAUUGUGGGUGAUGAUAAGGGUUGGACUAUUGAUUUUAACUACACUCAGUGGGCUCAAGACAAGGUUUUCCGUGUUGGUGACAACCUUGUGUUCAAUUAUGACAACUCAAAGCACAAUGUCUUCAAAGUGAAUGGUACACUCUUCCAAAAUUGCACUUUUCCACCAUCAAACGAAGCACUUUCCACUGGAAAAGAUGUUAUUCCAUUGAAAACCGGAGGAAGAAAAUGGUACAUUUGUGGUAAAGCUAAUCAUUGUGCUGCUCAUCAAAUGAAGUUUGUAAUCACUGUUCUUGCAGAUGGUGCACCUGCUCCUUCUCCAACUUCUAACGCUCACACUAUUGUAUCGUCUUUGUUUGUAGGAGUUGUGGUAGUUUUGUCAACCAUCUUUGUUUGAGAGAAAUUGUGUCACUUCUCUAUCUUUGUUAUGUUAUUCAAAUAAGAGUUUGCAUUGGCAACUUGGCAAGACAUAUUGCCAUCUUUCUUUUAAAUUUUUUCAAUUAAUUAUAUAUGAAGAUUUUUUUCUUCUAAUUAUUGUACUUUAAUCCAAUAUUGAUUAUGACACGUGAUAAUACAAACCAAGUUGUUUAAA
Cicer arietinum (chickpea) is the source of this 759-nucleotide messenger RNA. RefSeq names its product blue copper protein 1a-like. The record is from RefSeq and is a predicted model, not a curated record. Gene Ontology annotation, cellular component: plasma membrane. NCBI's taxonomy places the organism in Eukaryota, Viridiplantae, Streptophyta, Magnoliopsida, Fabales, Fabaceae. Gene Ontology annotation, molecular function: electron transfer activity.